Periconia digitata is the source of this 876-nucleotide messenger RNA. The record is from the annotation of a GenBank genome assembly. Lineage: Eukaryota; Fungi; Ascomycota; Dothideomycetes; Pleosporales; Periconiaceae.
CAAACUGUGCCCCUCACGUCUCACACAUUGACCCCUCAUACAACCAUACUGGGCUCUCAUUGUUGUAUCGAACGAAAAUAUCGCUUUCUAAAGCCUCUUUUGCGAUCCAAUCGACCGCAAAUGACACCACCGACACACCUCGACCCCUCCUCUCUUGGUACCCGCGAAUAUUGGGACUCAGCAUACACGACCGAGCGAGCGAACUUUAGCGCAAACACCGACGAUGAGGGAACUAUAUGGUUCAGCGACGCCGGCGCAGAAGAAAGAAUGUGCGGAUUCCUCGAAGAUCUAGCGGAAGAGGGGGAGCUGGUCAAAGGGGAUUCUUCUGACUCUGAGGAGGACUCCAAUGUACAAGCAAAGACCCGAUUUCUGGAUCUCGGUACUGGAAAUGGACAUUUGCUGUUCAGUUUACGUGAGGACGGCUGGGAAGGGGAGCUGGUUGGCGUGGACUACUCCGCACAAUCGAUUCGACUAGCCUCCGAAAUUCUCGCGUCCAAAUCGCAAGACUCUCAGGCCAAUAUCUCUUUCUUCGAAUUCGAUAUUUUGGCACCGCUGUCACCGCCGCCUACCUGGCUCGCCGAAGGCUUCGAUGUGGUUCUCGACAAGGGCACAUUCGAUGCUAUCUCACUAUCCGAUGAGAAGGAUACACAGGGCCGUAGGAUCGUGGAAGGGUACAGAGAGAGCGUUGAGCGCCUGGUCAAGACUGGAGGUAGAUUUUUGAUCACGAGCUGUAACUGGACAGAAGAAGAAUUGAGAGCGUGGUUGGAAGGUGAAGAAAGUCUAUUUAUGUAUGAAGAUAAGGUCAAGUAUCCGAGUUUCACCUUUGGAGGUAAAACGGGGAGCAGUGUUUGUACGAUUUGCUUUCGAAGACGAUGA